AUGAGGACGUGUUACUACGAGCUCCUCGGCGUCGACCGCGAUGCGACGUCUGCAGAGCUCACAAAGGCCUACCGCAAGGCUGCCCUAAGGUGGCAUCCGGAUAGGAAUUAUGGCAAUGUCGAGGAAGCUACGGAGCGGUUCGCGGAGAUUCAGGUUGCGUACGAUGUGCUGAGUGAUGAUCAGGAGCGUGCGUGGUACGAUUCUCACCGUGAUGCUAUCCUCCGAGGGCAGGAUGUGGGAUCUGGAGACUAUGAUUACGAGAUUGCCGGCACGACUGUACCUGAUCUCAUGAAGUUCUUUGACCCCUCUGUAUACGCCAAGAUGGACGAUUCGCCCUACGGCUUUUAUACCCGGAUCAGAACUUUAUUCGACACACUCGAUCGCGAGGAGGAAGCAGCAGCGCGGAACGAAGGCCGCGAUUAUACCAACCGACCCUCAUUCGGAGACUCGAAUACGUCAUUCGACCCACAGGUAAAGGACUUUUACUCAGCAUGGGGUGGGUUCGUAACAGAGAAGAGCUUCUCAUGGUGUGAUCAAUACCGCUACGCCGACGCCGCGGACCGUCGUGUUCGCCGAGCAAUGGAGAAAGAAAACAAGAAAGCAAGAGAUACAGCUCGUAAAGAAUACAACGACACCGUCCGUCAGCUCAUCCUCUUCAUUCGCAAACGUGAUCCGCGAUACAAGAAAGCGACCCAAAUGUCCGAAAAGGCACGCCAAGCCGCCCUCCUCGCCGCAUCGAAAGCGCAGGCCGCAAAAGAUCGUGAAGCCUUCAGAGCAAAGUUGGGGACAUACCAUGAGCCAGAAUGGAUGAAAUCAUCCAAAGACGACGCCAUCGCCCAAGCUGAGCUGGAAGCUGAGUUUUACGGAGACGAAGAGGUGUAUGAAUACGAAUGUGUUGCCUGCAACAAGAGCUUCAAGAGCGAGAAUCAGUUUGAGGCGCAUGAGAAGAGUAAGAAGCAUGUGAAGGCUAUACAGGCGUUGAAGAGACGGAUGCAGAAGGAAGCGGAGGCGUUUGGCUUUGAGGAGACUGAGGAUUUUGAGGUCAUGGAUCAUCCGGGUCCAGGGAAUGACAGUGAAGAGGAUGUUGAGGAGGAGGAAGAUGAACAAGAAGAGGCAUCUGUGGCUGAAGAAGCUGCCCAAGAGGUUGAGACUCCAGAAUCACAACCAUCAGAGGAGGAGGACGAACCGGAAGAACCCGCGAAGCCAGAGCCUGAAGCGGCAGAACCACUACGGACGUCACUCGACAGCAUCGCAACCUCAGCAGACGAAGACUACGACAUCUCAUCCCCCACCGCCGCCGAUGAUGACGACGACGACGACGACACCCCAACAGCAGCAAAGAAAGGCGCAAAAGCCAAACGCGCGGCGCGUAAAGUAAAACAAGAAGCAAAAGAGAAGGAGGCGACGGAGAACGAGUUAGUUUGUGUACGAUGUGAGGAGGAAUUCGAUAGUCGGAAUCAGUUGUUUGAGCAUAUCAAAAGGACGGGUCAUGCAGCGCCGCAGUAUAUGACGGGCUCUGGGCCGGGGGCAGGGGGCGGGAAGGGCAAGAAGGGGAAGAGAAGAUAG
Messenger RNA from Saitoella complicata NRRL Y-17804, 1566 nucleotides. RefSeq names its product DnaJ-domain-containing protein. The coding region runs from base 1 to 1566 and encodes 521 amino acids. The record is from RefSeq and is a predicted model, not a curated record. The transcript is spliced from 2 exons. NCBI's taxonomy places the organism in Eukaryota, Fungi, Ascomycota, Saitoellomycetes, Saitoellales, Saitoellaceae. Gene Ontology annotation, cellular component: cytoplasm. Gene Ontology annotation, molecular function: zinc ion binding; nucleic acid binding.